ACAACACCAAAACGCCACCAAAACGGUCCCUGAUAUGGAAUCAUAGAAAAACAAUGCGACGAGUUGUCGUGACUGGCCUCGGUGCCAUCACGCCUCUCGGGCUCGGCAUCCAGCGCACCUGGGCUCGUCUGAUAGCAGGCGAGUCCGGCAUCGUCAGCGUGGCCGAGCGGGAGCCGAGACAGCGAUGGCGGGAGCUGACGUGUACCGUUGCCGGCGUCGUGCCUCAGGGGGCGGGCGGCAGGGCUCACGGCUUAUGGAGGGCUGACGACUGGCUCAGUGCCGCCGAGCAGCGGCGCAUGUCUCUGUUCACGCAGUACGCCAUUGCGGCGAGCGACAUGGCCCUGGAGGAUGCCGGGUGGAAGGCAUCGCGGCUGGAGGAUCAAGAGGCUACGGGGGUGUGUUUGGGGAGCGGGAUUGGGAACCUGGAGGAGAUGUAUGAGACGAGCCUCUCUCACGGCAAAGACGGUUACAGAAAAGUGUCACCGCUCUUCGUGCCGAAGCUCCUCAUCAACAUGGCCUCUGGGCACAUUGCCAUGCGGCACGGGUUCCAGGGCCCGAACCACGCUGCAACAACAGCUUGCACGACGGGAGCGCACUCCAUCGGAGACGCAGCCCGGUUCAUCGCCCAUGGAGAUGCCGACGUCAUGGUCGCCGGAGGAGCAGAAUCAUGCAUCCAUCCUCUCACCUUUGCCGGCUUCGGCAGAGCCAGGUCCCUAACCACAGCCUACAACGAUAGACCGCAGUCAGCAUGCCGCCCGUUUGACGCCGACCGAGACGGCUUUGUCAUUGCCGAGGGGGCAGCAGUGUGCGUGCUUGAGGAGCUUGAGCAUGCAAAGGCCAGGGGGGCAAGGAUCUACGCUGAAGUCCGCGGAUACGGAUGCAGCGGCGACGCUCACCACAUGACGGCACCGCGCGAAGACGGUCACGGAGCCUAUCUUGCCAUGAAGAAGGCGUUGAAGAGCGCGGGCAUCAAGCCCUCGCAAGUGGACUACGUGAAUGCUCAUGCCACGAGCACGCAGGUAGGAGACUCGGCGGAGGCGGCGGCUAUCAAGAGGAUCAUGCUGGGUGAAGAAGGUGUUUCGGCCGAGGCUCGAGUCACUGUGAGCAGCACCAAGGGAGCGAUAGGGCACUUGCUGGGUGCAGCGGGAGCCAUCGAGUCUCUCUUUUGCAUCCUGGCCAUUCACGAGGGAACCGUACCAGCAACUCUCAACCUGGAGCGGCCAGAUGUCGGCGUCGACUUCAACUUUGUUCCCCUGAAGAGCCAGGAGAAGGAGGUGAGGGUCGCGCUGAGCAACAGCUUUGGGUUUGGCGGGACCAACAGCACGCUGGUGUUUUCCAAGCUUGAGUAAUGAAUACCUACAUAUGUAACAAUAGUGUAACAAUA
Messenger RNA from Trichoderma citrinoviride, 1384 nucleotides. Its product is annotated as 3-oxoacyl synthase. NCBI's taxonomy places the organism in Eukaryota, Fungi, Ascomycota, Sordariomycetes, Hypocreales, Hypocreaceae. The transcript has 5 exons. The coding region runs from base 54 to 1349 and encodes 431 amino acids. The record is from RefSeq and is a predicted model, not a curated record. Gene Ontology annotation, molecular function: 3-oxoacyl-[acyl-carrier-protein] synthase activity. Gene Ontology annotation, biological process: fatty acid biosynthetic process.